ACUGCAUAUUUACUUCCUCUUAGCAGUGAAGCAGAUGACCUCUGCACAGCAGUGAAGCUCUGCCCCUGUCGCGUUUUACUGCUGAGGAAACAUGAACGCUUACAAUUUUCUGUUUGCUUUGUUUGUAUGCCUUGGAAAUCCAGUUUUUUCAGAGGAAGAUUUUUACCAAGUCAAAGCAUGUUGUUCAUUCAAUGGUCCAAACUUUGACAGUAUUGAACACAUACUUACAGCCAGUUUUAACAAGCAAACGAUGAUGGAGUACAACAGCACAAGAGGAAACUGGAUUGGAUUUACAAAUUAUUCAAUUGUGGCUUCACGGUUAUGGAACAAAGACCCUUUGGACCGCUUUGAAAGAGCAACGGAAAUGAGGCUAAUGUGUUACGGGAACCAAGAAUACAUACAAGCCAUCAGAAACCUGUCAACAACGCCGUCCAUGAGGCUAAAAUCAGUGAAACAGACAGAUGGUCGACAUCCAGCCAUGCUUGUGUGCAGUGCCUAUAACUUUUACCCAAAGCAAAUUAAAAUAACCUGGCUGCGAAAUGACCAAGAAGUGACUGAAGGGGUCAGUAACACAGAUGCCAUCCCAGUUGGAGAAUUGUACUACCAGUUUCAUUCUUACCUUGAGUACACACCGACUUCAGGAGAAAAAAUCAGCUGCAUGGUUGAACACGUCACCCUGUCGGAGCCAAGGAUCAUUGUUUGGAACGACUCACUUCCUGAAGGAGAAAAAAAUAAGAUUAUUGUUGGACUGUCUGGACUGAUCCUUGGUUUGGUUAUCUUUAUCUCUGGAUUUAUUUACCACAGGAAAAAGUCUGCUGUAUAUAACUCUAUCCGCCAAGAAUGAGCUCUGAUUCCUGUGGAGGUCAUUCCUGGAUUGCCUUUUAGUAGAACAACCAAAAACAAAUAAAAAAAACCCUAAAGUCCUCCAAGAUGCUCUACUUAUG
Poecilia latipinna (sailfin molly) is the source of this 944-nucleotide messenger RNA. Its product is annotated as HLA class II histocompatibility antigen, DQ beta 1 chain-like. The record is from RefSeq and is a predicted model, not a curated record. The transcript is spliced from 5 exons. NCBI's taxonomy places the organism in Eukaryota, Metazoa, Chordata, Actinopteri, Cyprinodontiformes, Poeciliidae. Gene Ontology annotation, cellular component: MHC class II protein complex; membrane. Gene Ontology annotation, biological process: immune response; antigen processing and presentation. Bases 92 to 844 code for a protein of 250 amino acids.